Patella vulgata (common limpet) is the source of this 3047-nucleotide messenger RNA. Its product is annotated as putative amine oxidase [copper-containing]. Gene Ontology annotation, biological process: amine metabolic process. The transcript has 3 exons. The record is from RefSeq and is a predicted model, not a curated record. Gene Ontology annotation, cellular component: plasma membrane. Lineage: Eukaryota; Metazoa; Mollusca; Gastropoda; Patellidae. Gene Ontology annotation, molecular function: quinone binding; primary methylamine oxidase activity; copper ion binding. The coding region runs from base 89 to 2479 and encodes 796 amino acids.
GGAAAAUGAUAUUUUUGCCAAUUUCUCAGCUGGCAAUAGUGAAUUAUAGGAUUAAUAGGAUUAUUCUUUAACAAGAUUGAAGUAGAAAAUGGAUGAAAAAUUGCAGAAAAGUGUCACAAGAUGGAGACUAGUGUCGGCUGCCUUGGUUGUGUUAUGUGCUUUGUUGAUUAUACUCGUCAUUGGUAUUGUUGUGGUCAAAAACAGGGAAAUCCUAGCUAAAAAUGUCCCUUCGUGUGGAUUGAGGUUCAAAUCAAAUAUCGAUACGAGUGAACCGGAACAUCCCGACAUAUUCCACGACUUGACUAGUCGUGAGAUGAGAGCCGUCCAGAACUACCUCAUCUCAGUACCUGAGUUAAAUCUAGAAUCGUCCAAUUUGCGCAUGAACUCCAGUUACAUCGCUGGUAUUGAUUAUAUUUUACCUCCCAAAAAAGAUGUGCUAGCCUAUUUGGAAGACUCGGGAUCGCCGCCUACUCGUAAAGCCAAGGUUAUUAUAUUGCGAGGUGACUUGAAUCCGCCGAUGGUUGAAGAAUACGUCGUUGCCCCCCUUUCUAAUCCAUCUUCCCAUAGACUUAUUGACUAUCCUAACAGACGAAACCCCGUUCCUUUCGCGAUGCGUCCCUUCACGAGAAUAGAGUUUAAAAGCAUUUCUCAAGUCGUUAUGAAAAAGGUUGAUGAACAGAUUGGGGACAUUCUACGCGAAAGUUUCGGAGCGACAUUUAAUGACUGCGGUGAUACAUGUUUAUACUUUAUUCCAAAUGUCGCUUCGUCGGCCGUAACUGGCGACUUUACUAGAAGGAUGUGGUUACAAGUCGCUUACCUUGUCGAGUUCUACACGAUUCAUCCAGUGGAUUUGUUGCUGUAUGUGAAUGUUGACGGAUCCGAUCCAUCACAAUUCCGAGUUGAAAAAGUUGUUUACGGAGGCCAAUACAGAAACAGUUUGGCCGAAUUAGCAGCUGAUUAUGUGUCAGGAGAUGUUGAAAAAUCGAAAAUGACCUUUCCAACCGUAGACAAGAAUCUAUUUUCAACUCUCCAUCGCCGAGGGUUUCCUGCUUCACCAACGGAAGAACAAAGACAGCCACAGUUUGUGGAACCUGACGGAGCAAGAUACAGAAUCAAACAUCGACAGAUUGAAUAUAUGAACUGGAGAUUUCAUGUCAGGAUGGCCACUUACAAUGGUCCUCAGAUUCAUGACGUUAGGUACGCCGGUAAACGAAUUGCUUACGAAAUUGGGCUUCAGGAGAUCGUCGCCUUCUAUGCUGGUGACGCCCCGACGUUCAGAAUGGCGAAUUACGUCGAUAGUGUAGCAUCUCUUGGUCAGAAGGCUCGAGCACUGUUACCUGGAGUGGACUGUCCGGAAACGGCUACAUACCUGUCGACGAGGCAGGUGUCUGAUAAUCAAGAAGGUUCAGUCAAAUCUGAGAGAAGUUUCUGCGUCUUUGAGCUAAACACUGGAUAUCCACUGAGGCGCCAUUUGGAAUAUUUUCAGUUCCGUGGAUCGUUUUAUGGUGGUAUGGUUGAUAAUUGUUUGAUUGUACGAACCAUUCUCUGUUUAAAUAAUUAUGACUAUAUCAUCGAUUUCAUCUUUCAUCAAAGUGGCAUCGUGGAGACCAAGAUUAUAAGUACGGGGUAUAUAUUCGGUGGAGUUUAUAACGAACAGGAGAAGAAUUAUGGGUUUCAAAUAGCUGACCAACUCGUCGGAAAUAUUCAUCAUCAUUUAUUUAGUUUUAAAGUAGAUCUUGACGUCAUGGGAACCUCCAACAGAUAUGAAACUUUAGAUAUAAAGUUAGUUAAUGUGUCUAAUUCAAAAUGGUUAAAUGGGCUGAACACAAUUCAGAGUCAAAUUAAAUUCGAUCGUAUUUUGAAGAAAACCGAACUGGAUGCUGUGUAUAAAUAUAAUUUUGACACACCGAAGGAGCACAUCUUUCAUAAUGAUGCAUUCAAAACAAGAUUUAAUGAGCCUAGGGCGUAUAAGGUCCAACUUUCUGGAAUGUCUAAACAGCUUCUACCAGAAGAUAAGCUGAAUGAAAGGAGUAUACCUUGGGCUCGUUAUCAAAUGGCUGUUACCAAAUAUAGCGAUGAUGAAGUAUCAAGUAGUUCCAUAUAUGGUAAUUUUGAUGGUUUACAGCCUGUUGUUAAUUUCACUCAGUAUUUAGCAGAUGACGAAAAUAUAGUGGAUGAGGACCUGGUGUUAUGGAUGUCCAUGGGGAUGUACCACAUACCACACUCAGAAGAUCUUCCUUUAACCCAAACACCAGGGAAGCAUCUGACUUUUCUCAUAUCGCCACAUAAUUACUUCCAUGAAGAUCCAUCCAUGUCAUCUAGGGAUCAAGUCAGGGUUCAGUUAAAGGAACCUAAUAACCCUAAAGCUGGAGUUCGAGUUGAUAGAUAUUUUAGUAAACCGAAAAUUGCAUGUGUUAGUAAAGAAAUUGACUUCGAUAAGGAUGUAGAAGACAAUCCUUGUAAUAUCUUAGAUGUGUAAUAGAUUGUGAUUUUUUUUUAUCAUUUUGUCAGUUAACUGUGAUGUCCAUGUACAUUUUAUGAGACAUAUGCGCCAAGGGUUAUUUACCAUUGUCAAUCCCCACGAUGUUAAGCAGGAGUCCCAUUUAACUUGUCAGGUAAUGAUUCAGGGGCUAAUGACCAAAUAUUGAAGUUAGUACACCAUUGGCGCAGAAAAGUUGGAAGCUAAACCUCAUAAAACUAUAUGCCAUAGUUAUGGUUUUGAAAAAUUAAUUCGUAACGUUUCUAGGUGGUCGCUUACUACGAUUGAAGGCAAUUCAUUUUCCCAUGAAGAGACGUUUUCCUCAUUCAAGUCUACCUUAACUGUUCAAAAGAUCACUAAUAACGAGUGUUCUGAUCAAGGACUGCCAUGACACCUUGAUGUUUUACAGAGCAUUUAGCAUCUUAUACCCUAGUUUCAAAUAAGUUGGCACAACUUUGGUCAUGGUAUUUGGGAAAUUUAAUAGAGAAGAAAUGUGUAUCAUAACGAAAGCUGUACCAGACAGUGGUGUAGCACGAUGGGGCCUCUGGGCGAUUGCCCCGAGUGCAAA